Messenger RNA from Brassica napus (rape), 535 nucleotides. RefSeq lists its product as uncharacterized. The transcript has a single exon. The record is from RefSeq and is a predicted model, not a curated record. NCBI's taxonomy places the organism in Eukaryota, Viridiplantae, Streptophyta, Magnoliopsida, Brassicales, Brassicaceae. The coding region runs from base 1 to 285 and encodes 94 amino acids.
AUGGAUACUUAUACUUCUAUCGUCGUGAUCCUAUGCAUCGCUUUAUUUGCAAUCAAUCUAAUUUUUGCUUGUUUCACUUGCUUCUCCAUUCUUCAUAGCUUCAUGACAGAGACAACAAACCAGGAUUUUAGUGAUCUCAGGAAGAAUCUUAUUGAACCGGAAGAAGCUAAACCAGAUGAUGAGAAGGUAAUGAUCAUUGCAGUCUCAAGUAACCAAGGAUUCUCUGGCUCUAUGGAUUGUGAUGAUUGUGGCCAAGAUUGCUCCCAUGAUAUUUGUGCUUGUUGAACAAAGGUUGGAUUCUAUUUUCACUACACACUUUCUCCUCAUGUUUUGCAUUUUUCUUCUUUGAUCAUUCCUACUUGUAAAUGGUGAAAACUGUGGGUUGAGAGUAUUACAUCUUAUGCAUCAGAAUCCAGAAGUGCUUUUUUUUUCAUCUUGUAUCACGAGAAAUAGUAAUCUGAACAUGUAUUAUACUAUUUUAUGUAUAAUGUAUCACCAUGUUUUAAUAUAGUUUGAACAUAUGUAUUAUACUAUA